Mya arenaria is the source of this 6979-nucleotide messenger RNA. RefSeq names its product cysteine and glycine-rich protein 1-like. Gene Ontology annotation, cellular component: nucleus; Z disc; cytoplasm. The transcript has 8 exons. Gene Ontology annotation, molecular function: structural constituent of muscle; actinin binding. The coding region runs from base 180 to 1073 and encodes 297 amino acids. The record is from RefSeq and is a predicted model, not a curated record. Lineage: Eukaryota; Metazoa; Mollusca; Bivalvia; Myida; Myidae. Gene Ontology annotation, biological process: sarcomere organization; muscle tissue development.
AAACUGAACAGAAUUGAAGAGGCUACCAUAAGAGGUCUGUCCAAAUGUUUAUUUACUGUAUACAUUGACAUUCAAACUGCACAGAUGUGUAGAGUAUCAACUAUCAUUGGAAGGAGUUUCACUCAUUAAAGUUGUGCUCUCAAAGGUACUACUGUUUGCAGCGUGUGGAAAUCAGAACCAUGUCUGAACGGUGUCCGCGGUGCACAAAGCCUGUUUACUUCGCGGAGCAGGUGCUUGCAUUGGGCAAAAAGUACCACAAGCUUUGUCUCAAGUGUGGUGAGUGUAAUAAGCUGCUGGACAGUUACUCAUGCACCAACCACGAGGAUGAGGUCUUCUGUAAGGCCUGUUAUGGAAAGAAGUUUGGGCCUAAAGGGUAUGGAUUUGCUGGUGGAGCUUCUGGGCUCUCGAUGGAUACGGGCAAGGCUUUCGAGGUGUCCAGAGAGAAUAUUUCGAGCUACCAGAGGGCACAGGCAGCCCCAACCCUGGAACGCAAUGGGGGUGGGGGAAAGUGGGGUGGGGAAAACGCCUGUCCACGAUGCAACAAAAGUGUGUACUUCGCCGAGGAGGUGAGGGCUGUCGGCAAGAAAUGGCACAAGAUGUGCCUAUCAUGUGCAAAAUGCAACAAGAUGCUGGACAGCACCUCCUGCUCAGACCACGAGGGUGAGGUGUUCUGUAAGGCAUGCCACACCCGUAUGUUUGGACCCAAGGGAUAUGGAUUUGCUGGUGGGGCAUCUGGGCUCUCCAUGGAUACCGGCAAGGCUUUUGAAGUGACCAGAGAGAAUAUUUCGUCAUACAGCCAGGCCCAGGCUGCUCCCCUGUUGGACAACACAGGGAACAAGUUAGGUGGUGGAGACCUGUGUGCUGCCUGUGGCAAGACUGUCUACUUUGCCGAGAAAAUCAUGGGCGCAAAUAGGAUGUAUCACAAGCAGUGUUUCAAGUGUGCAGGAUGUAGAAAGGCCCUGGACUCCCACACUAUGACACAGCGUGAGGAUGAAGUCUUCUGUAAAAAUUGUUAUGGAAAGAAUUUUGGACCAAAAGGGUUUGGAUUUGGGUCUGCUCUCCAGCAUACGUAAUUCUUCUGUGAAGAACUGGACCAGACAAAAGUGUCAGGGAACUGGCAUUCUGAACGGUUGUGACUUUAGGCUGUGGAACAUAUUGUUAUAUGAUUUAACCAAGUACCAGUCAUUGUAAUCUUCGUGGAGAAAUACUCAAGAAAUUCAGGAUUUUUGCCUCAUACUUUUUGUUUUGGUCAUCAUGCUUGUUUUUCUUAAAAAAAAAUUGUUUUAAAGUAUGAUUUUUUUUACUUAAUUUCAAUAAUUUGAUUGCAGACAAUGUCUACACUUUAUAAGAACAAAGUCACUGGAAGGUUUUAAGUUUUAUCAGAAGUUUUGUUUUUUCAUGUUGUUUUAACUUGAGUCAUUUUAUGUACUGGGCAAGUGCCUAAUUACUGAAACUACUUAAAAUUUGGACACAUAAUAAAAAUAUACUGGUAAUUGCACUAUUCAUUUUCAUACAAAAAUGUUUUUAAAUACUAUGCCUCAUUAAAACUACAAGAUACAUUAAAAUUCCUUCAUUUAGGUAUAUUCUACGCUAGGUAGCAUUUGAAUAUUCCUCGUUGCUGUACCAGUACACAAGACACAGGGAUAAUGUAUUAUACAUAGUGGUGUUAAACUUUCACCAAUAGUUUGCUGAUAUAGUUUUUACAUGACAAAGGUUUUCAUUCAAGUUUUACAUUUUUGUUUACAGUUAAAUUUCAUUUUCGUGCUGUUAUAUAAUGAACUCCUUUUUUUUUACUUUUGGUUAAAUUCCCUGCCUGUCAACUAUCUAGUUGCAUAGUUAUUGUAAUGUGACUUGAAAAAGUGUGUGGAAAUAGGUACUUGCCCAGUAGCAAAAAUUUAACAAUUUCAUUCAUAUUAAAUUGUUUUAUUUUCUUGCUGAAUUUGUUUAGAAUAUUACCAUUAAUGUUUUCGGCUAUUAUUGUUAUUGCUUGUUUGUUUUUUAAUCACAUAAUUCACAUAUAUAUAUAUAUAUAUAAUGGUUUUGAGCAUACAAUGUAGAGAUAAAUAUGUUCUGAAUGUAUUAACAGAUGGUUAACAUCCGUUAUAUAAAAAAACAUUAUGAUAUAUAUAUGUGAGAGGAUGCAAAUGAACCGGGGUGUGGGUAACCAAUACAUCAGAAAUGAUAUUUACGUGUAGUUAUUAUGCAUACGUGCUUUUGCAUGUGCAAAUAUAGGGCUAGAUCUGAUUUAUCAAAUUAACAUACAGUGUGUUUUGUAGAAACAUUCCAUUCUGAAACUUAAUGCUUUCUCAGAUCGCCAUUUGUGAAACAUUCAGUAAGAUGCAACAGAAUGUGAAUAGAUAUAUCAUAUAAUGUACAUGAAUACUGUACACGCUAUUGUUUGUUUCACAUACUAUAUACAACCAAGGUUUUUGGUGAUAUUUUUUCUUCUUUUUUCAUUCAAAUGUUGUCAAAUUGGCUAAAAUGUGCCCAACUUGACCUUGCUUCAUAUGUCAAACCGAAGGUGUUGAAAAUUGAAAUCUUUUAUGAAAUGAAAUUUUCUUCAAUUCAGUAAAAUAAUUUAUUAUAUACUUUCUUAUAGUUUAUAGUGAUUUAUCGGUCAUGUAAAAAAUUAAAUUUCUCUGUUUGAAACUGUAAAAGUAUCCUUUGAUAUUUUUCAGUUUUAAAAAAAUUCAGCCCACUGUCCAAAUCAAACAGUAGCACGCUCAGGACAGGGACACAAUAUCAAUGUCUUUCAAUAUCACUUUUAGGCAUGUAAUAAAAAGUUGUUGUUUUUUGUAACAGUGUAAGAUCACAAUAUAUUUCUCCUCCUGAACAUCAAAAGUGAAUAUUUCACUCCUGGCUGCACCAUUUGUGAAAUAUAAAUUCUGGUGCUCACUCUUCGAAAAUUUGUGCCAUCGUACUCUUAUUCUCCAUAUAUCCAAAACAGAGGGCUGUAUAUCUUAAAUCUUUCUGGAUAUCUUAGUUAAAUUAUUGAACAAGUUUUUAACAAGCAUUCUUAAAAAAUCUCAAAUUUUGACUUUGCCCUUUCAAAAUUAAAUUUCGCUGUAAAAUCAGAAUUUUAAGAUUUAUGUGAGAAAGUGUUACAUUGUCACUUGCAAGAUCCCAUAAUAACAUGUUUUGUUUCUUAGAAUUUCAUUGAAAAUGUUAAUAGCAAAGACAUUUAGAAAAUCAUUACUUCUACAGUUUGUGAAACACAAUUUCGAUUUCAUUUUUGUCCAAUCAUGUAACUGGCUUCAUGUUGUUAUCUAAUUAGGACUAUUUUUGUAUAUAUAAAUGUAUAUUAUUUGUGAAAUUGAAUGCACACAUGAAUGUCUGCAAUGAGUUUUGUGAUGUAGAUUUAGAUAAAACCAGUACUGUAGAGCACUGUGUCCACCAAGUGUGCAGUACUGUAGAGCACUGUGUCCACUAAGUGUGCAGUACUGUAGAGCACUGUGUCCACUAAGUGUGCAGUACUGUAGAGCACUGUGUCCACCAAGUGUGCAGUACUGUAGAGCACUGUGUCCACUAAGUGUGCAGUACUGUAGAGCACUGUGUCCACUAAGUGUGCAGUACUGUAGAGCACUGUGGCCACUAAUUGUGCAGUACUGAAGAGCACUGUGUCCACCAAGUGUGCAGUACUGUAGAGCACUGUGGCCACCAAGUGUGCAGUACUGUAGAGCACUGUGGCCACCAAGUGUGCAGUACUGUAGAGCACUGUGGCCACCAAGUGUGCAGUACUGUAGAGCACUGUGGCCACCAAGUGUGCAGUACUGUAGAGCACUGUGUCCACUAAGUGUGCAGUACUGUAGAGCACUGUGGCCACCAAGUGUGCAGUACUGUAGAGCACUGUGGCCACCAAGUGUGCAGUACUGUAAAGCACUUCGUCCACUAAGUGUGCAGUACUGUAGAGCACUGUGGCCACCAAGUGUGCAGUACUGUAGAGCACUGUGUCCACUAAGUGUGCAGUACUGUAGAGCACUGUGUCCACUAAGUGUGCAGUACUGUAGAGCACUGUGUCCACUAAGUGUGCAGUACUGUAGAGCACUGUGGCCACCAAGUGUGCAGUACUGUAGAGCACUGUGUCCACUGAGUGUGCAGUACUGUAGAGCACUGUGGCCACUAAGUGUGCAGUACUGUAAAGCACUUCGUCCACUAAGUGUGCAGUACUUCAGAGCACUGUGUCCGCUAAGUGUGCAGUACUGUAGAGCACUGUGUCCACUGAGUGUGCAGUACUGUAGAGCACUGUGGCCACCAAGUGUGCAGUACUGUAAAGCACUUCGUCCACUAAGUGUGCAGUACUGUAGAGCACUGUGGCCACUAAGUGUGCAGUACUGUUGAGCACUGUGGCCACCAAGUGUGCAGUACUGUAGAGCACUGUGUCCACUAAGUGUGCAGUACUGUAGAGCACUGUGUCCACUAAGUGUGCAGUACUGUAGAGCACUGUGUCCACUAAAUGUGCAGUACUGUAGAGGACUGUGUCCACUAAAUAAUAUUAUAUGUGACACUAUCAUCUACAUAAUCAGUGUGUGUAUACCACAUGACUAUCAUCUACAUAAUCAGUGUGUGUAUACCACAUGAUAAACUGUGUCAUAAAUGUUACUGUAGAGCACUGUGUCCACUAAAUGUGCAGUACUGUACUGUGUCCACUAAGUGUGCAGUACUGUGGCCACUAAGUGUGCAGUACUGUAGAGCACUGUGGCCACUGAGUGUGCAGUACUGUAGAGCACUGAGUGUGCAGUACUGUAGAGCACUGUGUCCACUAAGUGUGCAGUACUGUAGAGCACUGUGGCCACCAAGUGUGCAGUACUGUAGAGCACUGUGUCCACUAAAUGUGCAGUACUGUGGAGCACUGUGUCCACUAAAUGUGCAGUACUGUAGAGCACUGUGUCCACUAAAUGUGCAGUACUGUAGAGCACUGUGUCCACUGAGUGUGCAGUACUGUGGAGCACUGUGUCCACUAAGUGUGCAGCACUGUGGAGCACUGUGUCCACUGAGUGUGCAGUACUGUAGAGCACUGAGUGUGCAGUACUGUAGAGCACUGUGUCCGCUAAGUGUGCAGUACUGUAGAGCACUGUGUCCACUAAGUGUGCAGUACUGUAGAGCACUGUGGCCACUAAGUGUGCAGUACUGUAGAGCACUGUGUCCACUGAGUGUGCAGCACUGUGUCCACUGAGUGUGCAGUACUGUGGAGCACUGUGUCCACUGAGUGUGCAGUACUGUAGAGCACUGUGUCCACUAAGUGUGCAGUACUGUGGAGCACUGUGUCCACUAAGUGUGCAUCACUGUGGAGCACUGUGUCCACUGAGUGUGCAGUACUGUAGAGCACUGUGUCCACUAAGUGCACAGUACUGUAGAGCACUGUGUCCACUUAGUACAUGCACUUCUCAAUAGUCUUAAUAACACUGAGUAGUAACUGUUUUUAGCUCUACUGGCCAAAGGCCAGAAGAGCUUAUGCGAUGGUAAUGUGUACAUAGUAUGUGCAUCCGUGCGGUCGUGCGUUCGUGCGUCUGUAAACAAUUGCUUGUGAACACGAUACAGUCUUCAGUUUUGAUUGUAUCGCGAUGAAACUUGUACAGUAUCUAGAUAUCCAUUAGAGCUUGGUUCCUUUCGAAAACCAGCCAGAUCCGCCCAUAAAUGCCUAGAUUUUGGGCCAUGAAAGUUUUAAAGAAAUGCUUUCUAUUUUUAGCCAGGUCUGCAUGAGCGAAUUCUAUUUUUAGCCAAGUUUACACAUGUUAAUUCAAGUCUAGAGUUAAGGGAGACAAUUUGCAAGUCUAGGAUUUUGAGAGACAAUUUGCUUUUUGCUUCUGCAGUUGAUUUUGUGAAUUACUCUGCCUUGUUCUUGUUGAAAGCCCAAAGGCCAUUUUUUAGCUUUAAGUUCUGUAGUUUGCGCAUUCAGCUUAACAAAAUUGGUUGUGAAUGUUUAAGUUAUUCACCUGGUGUCAUUACUGGCCACACCCAGGGUUCACAGGUUUGGUAAACAUAAAUCUGGAAAGGUUUGAAAAUCUUUUUGUGUGUUCGUGCAUCCAUCUCAGCACAAUUGAUAGUGAAUUUUGUUCAAAUUGAUCAAUGUUGUCCUAGGAUGCCCUUGACUUUGACCUUUUGACCAACUUUUUUUAACUUUUAAAACUACAGAAAUUUUUACUAUGAGUACAGUUUUGAAAGCAUUUUUUUUUUGUCAGAUGACUUUUACUUGGCACGUAUUUGAAUAGUUCAUGCAACUAAUCUGCUUACAAUACUUUCUGGGCUCAGAUGUUGAACGUGCUACGUUUUCAGGUAACCCAAACACAAAACAUAAAGUAUAUGUCUGUUGCCUUUUACCCAUACAUACAUGCUCUGGAUUGAUAUGACCACAAAAGCCAUGCCAGUAGAGCAUAGGCCCUUUUGGGCCUCUUGUUAAUUACAUGUAAUUAAUUAACAUUCUACAUGUGCAGAUGAAACAAAUGCUACAUUUGUUAUACCUUCUCACCAAUGCGUUUUAUUACAAGUAAAGUAUAGGGCUUUUGUGUUCACGAAAACUUGCUAUUCAGAAAAAAUAUUAUAUUUUAUCCUUUUUAUUAGGAUUAUAUAUACACUCUUUGUCUAAAAAGUUAUAAAGGUAUUUUAUAAGACUUUUAUCUGCUGGGUUGUGGUUUAUGAAAAGCUAGAUAUAUUUAAAAUAUGUAUAAACAUGUAAUGCAUACUCUUUCAAUUUUAUAGAAAUUGUAUUUUGAGUUUAUAUACCGUAAUAGUUAUCCACCAUAUGGGACCAAACAGCUCAUCAAAGAUAUAUGUGACAAAAAAUCUAAAUUGCACCACAAUUAUCAUAAUGAAAUUGAAGGUUAUAAACAUUGUAAUACGUUGAAUAUGACAAAGUUAUACAAUAUGAUCUGACUCACAUACAUGUAAUUGAGCAUUGAUUCAAACUUAUAGUUUAUUCUAGUCCAUGUAUAAUAACGCUUUUUAGUACUGUGAAAAAAAGAAAUAACUAUCUCAGAAAGGA